This is a messenger RNA of Triticum aestivum (bread wheat), 2592 nucleotides long. Its product is annotated as zinc finger MYM-type protein 1-like. Bases 259 to 2592 code for a protein of 777 amino acids. The record is from RefSeq and is a predicted model, not a curated record. Gene Ontology annotation, molecular function: protein dimerization activity. Lineage: Eukaryota; Viridiplantae; Streptophyta; Magnoliopsida; Poales; Poaceae. The transcript has 3 exons.
GUCGCUUUCCAACUCGACUCGCCUCUCCCUCCGCCAUCUCGCCUAUCUCUCCGCCGUCUCGCCCCGUUUUUGUUAGGCUCGUCGCUUCGGUCCUCAUCUCGACGCCGACGCCCGACGGCAAAUAGCGUAGAAGCGAUCAACUGUAGUCUAAUUUGAGGCAGUAAUUUCACCUCCACAUCUCUUCCUUCUGCUACCCAAUCUAAAUCUAAUAGCUUUUUGCCCUAAUUUUCCAAUUCUUAUUUUCAUGGACUUUCAUUGAUGCAGGCUAUGGAAAGAUAUUUUUCAAAGAAGAGAAGUCGAUCAUCUGAUCCAGAUAAUGAUGCGGGGACAUCGAGGUCACCCGUCAGAUGUAAGCAAACUGCAUCAAAUGUCGCUGUCAGUAGUCUCCCAAAGCCUUCUAUCCACAAAGAGAUUAAUUUAGAUGAAUUGCCCUACGAUCCGGCUUAUCGGAAGAGAAUUUCGGAGUACACAAGAAAUCCUAAGAAGCAAGAUGAGAUUAGGCGACGAUACUUAACAAGGGGACCUUACAGGCCUCCGUCUACUUUUGUUUAUCCACACAGGGACAUUGGAGAUACUCAACGAAGAUUUAAUCCAGACUGGUUUAAAGAUUAUGGUCGUUGGCUUGAGUAUAGUGACAAGGUGCAUAAGGCCUUUUGUUUGUGUUGUUAUCUUUUCAGAGAUAAUAAUGAGGGACAAGCUGGGAGUGAUGCAUUUGGAAUUAAUGGUUGGAACGGUUGGAACAAGAAAAGUAGGCUGGAUACCCAUGAGGGUAAAGGUAAUGUUAAUAGCUUUCAUAAUGUAGCAGUAAAACGGUGUGAUGCUUUGAUGAAUCAAGAUCAAUCAAUUCUGGUAGCUCUCGAUAAGCAAACUGAUCUUACAAAAAAGCAAAAUCGAAUUCGGCUUAAUGCUUCAAUUGAUUCUGUUAGAUACUUGUUGCAUCAAGGCUUAGCUUUCCGAGGCCAUGACGAAACAGAAGAGUCAAAAAAUAAGGGAAACUUUCGAGAGUUGGUAAAAACUUUGGCAAAUCAAAAUGAUGAUAUACGGAAGGUAGUUCUUGAGAAUGCUCCACAAAAUUGCAAGUGGGUAUGUGGAGAUAUUCAGAAGGAAAUUGCCAACUAUUUUGCCAAGAUAACUUUGAAUUCUAUUAUUGAAGAAAUUGGAGGUGAUGUGUUUAGUUUGUUGAUUGAUGAAGCUGCUGAUGUGUCUGACAAAGAGCAAAUGGCAGUUGUUUUGAGAUAUCUUAGCAAGCGUGGAUUUAUCAUUGAACGGUUAGUUGGAGUAGUACAUGUGCAAGAAACAUCGGCAAUAUGUCUUCAGGCCGCACUUCAAAAAUUAUUCACCGAUCUUGGUUUAAGCAUAAAACAAGUCAGAGGACAAUGUUAUGACGGGGCUAGCAAUAUGCGCGGCGAGUUCAAUGGCUUGAAAGCAAAGAUUUUGCAAGAGAAUAAGUCAGCCUAUUAUGUGCAUUGUUUUGCUCACCAACUCCAGUUGGUUAUUGUAGCAGUAGCAAAGAAGCAUGAAGAUAUUUCAGAUUUUUUCUACAUGAUCUCCAUUUUAUUUAAUGUGGUUGGAGCUUCUUGCAAAAGAAAGGACAUGAUUAGAGAGAAACAUCGAGAGGAUGUAAUAAAAGCCAUAGGUAGUGGGCAGAUUAGCACUGGCAGAGGGUUAAAUCAAGAUCAAACUCUUCAGAGAGCUGGUGACACUCGUUGGGGCUCACACUACAGAACUCUCUCAAGUCUAGUGAAGUUGUCCCCUGCAGUCAUGUCUGUUCUGAAAUAUGUGGAGAAAGAAGGAAAUGCAAAUACUUUGUCACAUUCUUUACAAAAGAAGGAUCAAGACAUCCUAAAUGCCAUGUCAUGUGUCAAGUCCACAAGGAAUGAGCUACAAGAACUAAGGGAGAAUGGAUGGGACUCACUGAUACAGAAGGCAUAUUCAUUUUGUGAAGAACAUCACAUUGAGAAGGCGGACAUGCUGGAGCAAUAUAUCAAUCGACACAAACCAAGACAAAAAACUAAUAAGACAAACCUCCAGCAUUACCGAGUAGAGUGUCUUAAUUCUGUUAUUGACUGGCAACUUCAAGAGUUUGAUGACCGUUUCAAUGAGGUAAAUUCUGCAUUACUUGGUCACAUGGCUUCUUUCAACCCAAACGAUGGAUUUGUUGCUUUUAACUUGGAUAGCUUAGUGAAGCUAGCUGAGUUUUAUCCAGAUGAUUUUGAUUCAAAAAAAAUGGAUGAUCUUGGUCCUGAACUGCGCACUUACAUUGAUAAUGUGCGAGCGGAUGAAAGGUUUGCUAAUUUGGACGGGAUUGCUGAUCUUGCGAAGUUAAUGGUGCAGACAAAUAAACAUGUUACUUUUCCCUUGGUCUAUCAUCUUCUAAAGUUAGUAUUGAUAUUACCAGUUGCAACAGCAUCCGUGGAGAGAUGCUUUUCAGCUAUGAAUGUUGUCAAGAAAAAGUUGCGCAACAAAAUUGGUGAUCAAUUCAUGAGUGAUUGUCUAAUUUGCUAUGUGGAGAAAGAGACGUUUUCUCCCAUUAGUAAUGAUGCUGUGUUUGAUCUUUUUAAGGCAAUAAAAGAUCGAAAAGGGAAGCUCUAA